Cololabis saira (Pacific saury) is the source of this 5000-nucleotide messenger RNA. Its product is annotated as protein NLRC3-like. NCBI's taxonomy places the organism in Eukaryota, Metazoa, Chordata, Actinopteri, Beloniformes, Belonidae. The coding region runs from base 294 to 3713 and encodes 1139 amino acids. Gene Ontology annotation, molecular function: protein binding. The transcript has 11 exons. The record is from RefSeq and is a predicted model, not a curated record.
GAGAUAAGCUGAUAAGAGUCGCGCCUCGCCUACUUUUUACAACAUUAAGAGAGACAACACAGAUAGUCAAGUUUCCUGCGAGGCAGCUCCGUGUGAAGGCGAUCAGAGCAGUUUUUAAACUGCCAGCAGCUCCGUUUCUGGACAAAGAUCAUUCCCGUUAACGGAGUCACAGCUGGAACUGAAGGACGAAGGAGCCGACGGUUCAACGCGUCCAGAUGUUGGAGCGGAGUCGGUGAAUGAUCAGCAGUUCAGGUGAAGGUAGAAGGAGUGUGAGCUGAAGUGAAUCCAGCAGCAUGGAUCAGUGUGAGGACGGAGAGGAGGGAGUCCUUUCCUCCAAAACCUCCCCCAGGGGAAAAAAAAGAGUCAGAGAGAGUUGGAGAGAAGAAAAGAGGAGACCUGGACCUGAACCUGGACCUGAACCUGAACCUGAACCUGAACCUGAACCUGAACCUGAACAUGGACCUGAACCUGGACCUGGACCUGAACCUGGACCCAGCUGUGUGUCUUUAAAGAGUGACAGAUCCAAGGGUGCAUUUAUUCAUUUUAAAGAUACCCAAUUUUCUCCCUCAGUGAGGAGACGACCUGGACCUGAACCUGAACCUGGACCUGGACCCAGCUGUGUGUCUUUAAAGAGUGACAGAUCCAAGGGUGCAUUUAUUUAUUUUAAAGAUCCCGUAUUUUCUCCCUCAGUGAGAUUGGACCAGCAGAGCUCAGAGUCCCCCAAUGAUCCGUCUGUCCAGCAGCAUCAGACCCAGCUGGACUCCAUCUUUCAGCUGCUGGAGGACGACAUCGUCAUGUUUGUGAAGGACGAGCUGAAGAAGAUCCAGAAGGUUGUGAGUCCAGAUUACCCAGAAUCCUCAGAGAGUCUGGAGGAGGAUGAAGAUGAAGAGCAGAAGAGCAUCAGAAAGACAUUCAUGAAGAUCACAGUGAAGUUCUUGAGGAGGAGGAAGCAGGAGAAGCUGGCCGACCUUGUGCAGAGCAAGACCAUCGCUGCCAUUUGUCCAUCCAAACUCAAAGUUCAGCUGCAGAAGAAGUACCAGCAUGUGUCUGAGGGAAUCACUAAAGCAGGAAAGACAACCCUUCUGGAGCAGAUCUACACGGAGCUCUACAUCACAGAGGGAGGGACCGGAGAGGUCAACGACGAACAUGAAGUCAGACAGAUUGAAGCAGCAUCCAGGAAACCAGACGGAGCAGAAACAGCCAUCAGACAGGAAGACAUCUUUAAACCCCCACCUGGAAGAGGACGACCAAUCAGAACGGUGAUGAUGAAGGGAGUGGCCGGCAUCGGGAAAACAGUCCUAACGCAGAAGUUCAGUCUGGACUGGGCUAAAGGCAGAACCAACCAGGACAUCCAGUUCCUGCUUCCAUUCACCUUCAGAGAGCUGAAUGUGCUAAGAGAGAAAAAGUUCAGCUUGGUGAAACUUGUUCAUCACUUCUUCUCUGAAACCAAAGGAAUCUGCAGCUUUGAAAAGUUCCAGGUCGUGUUCAUCUUUGACGGUCUUGAUGAGAGUCGAUUUCCUCUGGACUUCCACAACAAUGAGGUCCUGACUGAUGUUACAGAGUCCACCUCAGUGGACGUGCUGCUGACAAACCUCAUCAGGGGGAACCUGCUUCCUUCUGCUCGUCUCUGGAUCACCACACGACCCGCAGCAGCCAAUCAGAUCCCUCCUGAGUAUGUCUCCAUGGUGACGGAGGUCAGAGGGUUCACUGACCCACAGAAGGAGGACUACUUCAGGAAGAAGAUCAGAGAAGAGGAGCAGACCAGCAGGAUCAUCUCCCACAUCAAGACAUCACGGAGCCUCCACAUCAUGUGCCACAUCCCGGUCUUCUGCUGGAUCACUGCUGCGGUCCUGGAGAACGUCCUGGAGACCAGAGAGGGAGGGCAGCUGCCCAAUACCCUGACUGAGAUGUACAUCCACUUCCUGGUGGUCCAGGCCAAACUGAAGAAGGUCAAGUAUGACGGAGGAGCUGAGACGGAUUCACACUGGAGUCCAGAGAGCAGGAAGAUGGUGGAGUCUCUGGGAAAACUGGCUUUUGAGCAGCUGCAGAAAGGAAACCUGAUCUUCUAUGAACCAGACCUGAGAGAGUGUGGCAUCGAUGUCAGAGAGGCUUCAGUGUACUCAGGAGUGUUCACCCAGAUCUUUAGAGAGGAGAGAGGCCUGUACCAGGACCAGGUCUUCUGCUUCAUCCAUCUGAGUGUCCAGGAGUUUCUGGCUGCUCUUCAUGUCCACCAGACCUUCAUCAAGUCUGGAGUCAACCUGCUGGAGGAACAAAGAAACACCUCCUGGUGGAUAAGAGCAGACACUCACCUCUAUCAGAGUGCUGUAGACAAGGCCUUACAGAGUCCAAACGGACACCUGGACUUGUUCCUGCGCUUCCUCCUGGGUCUUUCACUGGAGACCAAUCAGAACCUCCUGCGAGGUCUGAUGACAUCAAACCAAAGAAGUUCACAGAACAAUCAGAAAACAGUUGAAUACAUCAAGGAGAAGAUCAGUGGGGAUCUGUCUGCAGAGAGAAGCAUCAACCUGUUCCACUGUCUGAAUGAACUGAACGAUCGGUCUCUGGUGGAGAAGGUCCAACAGUACCUGAGGUCAGGACGUCUCUCCACAGAUAAACUGUCUCCUGCUCAGUGGUCGGCUCUGGUCUUCAUCUUACUGUCAUCAGAAGAAGAUCUGGAGGUGUUUGACCUGAAGAAGUUCCGAGCUUCAGAGGAGGCUCUACGGAGGCUGCUGCCGGUGGUCCAAGCCUCCAAGAAAGUUCUACUGAGUGGCUGUAACCUCUCAGAGGACAUCUGUCCACUUCUGUCCUCAGUCCUCAGCUCUCAGUCCUCCAGUCUGACAGAACUGGACCUGAGCAACAACGACCUGCUGGAUUCUGGACUGGAGAAGCUGUGUCCUGGACUGGAGAGUCCACACUGUCACCUGGAGUCUCUCAGGCUGUCAGGCUGUCUGAUCUCAGAGGAAGGAAGUUCUUCUCUGGUCUCAGCUCUGACCUCCAACCCCUCCCACCUGAGAGAGCUGGACCUGAGCUACAACCAUCCAGGGGAGUCAGCAGGGAAGCUUCGGUCUAGACGGGAGGAUCCCCGCUGGAGACUGGACAUUCUCAGGGUGGAGCCUGCUGGACAACGAUGGCUGACACCAGGUCUGAGGAAGUAUUCCUGUCAACUCACCGUCGACACAAACACAGUCCACAACAAGAUCAAACUGUCUGAUGACAACAGGAUGAUGACGCAUGUGAAGGAUGAUCAGUCAUAUCCUGAUCAUCCAGACAGGUUUGAUCGUCUUCCUCAGCUGCUGUGUAGAGAAGUUCUGACGGGUCGCUGUUACUGGGAGGUCCAGAGGACAGGAAGAGUUUAUAUAUCAGUGAGUUACAGAAGCAUCAGCAAGAAAGGAGACUCUGGUGACUGUUUGUUUGGAAGGAACGAUCAUUCCUGGAGUCUGGGCCGUUAUCCAGGUGGUCUGUACCAUGUCUGUCACAAUAACAAUAGAUCCAUCAUCUCCUCAUCUUCAUCUUCAGACUCUGGCAGAGCAGCAGUUUACGUGGACGUUCCUGCUGGAACUCUGUCCUUCUAUGAAGUCGUCUCUGACAGACUGAUCCUCCUCCACACCUUCAACACCACCUUCACUGAACCUCUAAGUCCUGGAUUUGGUAUCAGGUCCUGGUCCAGGUCUGGGACCUGGUCUGGUUCUUCAGUGACUCUGUGUCCAGUUUAGUCUCAAGAGUUUCCUGUCAGAGAAACGUUCUCUGUUGGAUCCUGGACUUGGACUCUGGUUCUAGUUCCUCAGUGUCAUGAUAAUGACAUGAUGAUCUCUGAAUGCACAACACCGGAACCUGCAGCGUGGGAGUGAGAAGGGCAGCCUGCCUGCAGUCCCCAUACCCGGUCAUCCCGUUGCUGCUUCCACCUGCCUGCGGUCCCCACCCCCGGUCACCCCGUUGCUGCUUCCACCUGCCUGCGGUCCCCACCCCCGGUCAUCCCGUUGCUGCUUCCACCUGCCUGCGGUCCCCACCCCCGGUCACCCCGUUGCUGCUUCCACCUGCCUGCGGUCCCCACCCCCGGUCAUCCCGUUGCUGCUUCCACCUGCCUGUGGUCCCCACCCCCGGUCAUCCCGUUGCUGCUUCCACCUGCCUGCUGUACUGCUGACGUCCCCGACUCCCCCAGUCUGGCCCUCGGCAGGAGGGUCCCCCCUUAUGAUCCAGGUCCUGGUCCAGGUUUCUUCCCUCCUAAAGGGGAGUUUUUCUUGCCACUGUUUGGCUUAAGGUUUUUCUCCCACUAGGGGAGUUUUUACCUGCCAUUGUUUAUGUAAUAAUUGCUCAGGGGUUUAUGUUCAUGUUCUGGAUCUCUGGAAAGUGUCUGGAGACAACAUCUGUUGUAUUAGACGCUAUAUAAAUAAAAUUGAAUUUGAUGAUGAUGAUGAUGAUGAUGAUGAUGAUGAUUAUUCUUGUUCUAUUCUUGAUUCUGUCUCUAAACGUUUUCAUGUUUGACUUCACGUUAAGAUUCUUAAAGUCUUGUUUCUUCCCUGAAAGAAAGUUUGAGCUUCAAAUCUAAACAUUUCUGUUUACGUUCAACUUUUACAGUUUGUACAAUAUUUGAUUUAUUUAUCUGAUUGUUUUAAUUUAAUUCCUUCAGUCUACAAAGUUGUUGAUGUAAAAAUGAAGUGAGAAGAUGGAAAUAUUCAUGUAACAUCCAACAUGUAAAAACACCAGCAACAUGUUUAAAAGUAUUCAAGUACUCUUGAAACCAUUUUUUUUAAAGAAAGGUUUAUUCAUUGCAACUUUAAUAACACAAGGUACAUAUCCUAAGUUUAGGGAUAAGUUGAUCUGGUCCAGUAUUGUCGUACCAAUAAGAGAACAAAAUAAGUACAUAUUUCUGUGCAAAACAUUUUUAGAUAAAUUUAAAUGAUCUUGUAUGUUGCAUGUACUUGUUAAACAUCAGAAUGUAACAUGUAUACUACUGGGUAUUGGUCUGCUGUCAGUCUGAAUAAAGAAAUCUGAACAGAAAA